Miniopterus natalensis is the source of this 3150-nucleotide messenger RNA. RefSeq names its product ST18 C2H2C-type zinc finger transcription factor (gene ST18). Gene Ontology annotation, cellular component: nucleus. Gene Ontology annotation, molecular function: zinc ion binding; DNA-binding transcription factor activity, RNA polymerase II-specific; RNA polymerase II cis-regulatory region sequence-specific DNA binding. The record is from RefSeq and is a predicted model, not a curated record. Gene Ontology annotation, biological process: regulation of transcription by RNA polymerase II. NCBI's taxonomy places the organism in Eukaryota, Metazoa, Chordata, Mammalia, Chiroptera, Miniopteridae.
AUGGACGCGGAGGCCGAAGAUAAAACGCUGCGUACCCGCUCGAAAGGGGCGGAGGUGCCAAUGAAUUCUCUAAUCCAGGAGCUCAGCGCCGCGUGCGACUGCUCCAUGGCGAAGAAGAGGAGAGCCGAGGAGCCGGCCCUGGGCGUCCCUGUCAACAAGAGGAAGUCCCUGCUGAUGAAGCCCAGGCACUACAGCCCGAGCGCGGCCGGCAAGGAGGGGCGCGGCGCUCGGGCCGAGGAGGAGGGCCGCGGCCUCCUGGGGACCGCCGCGCACCCUGGCACAGAUGAAAUCACGAUACAACCUGUGGAUGGGAAUCUUCAUUCAACCUCACAAGAAAACCCCAAUGGGAAGGAAGACAGAUACAGCUGCUACCAAGAGCUCGUGGUCAAAUCUUUAAUGCACUUGGGGAAACUUGAAAAAAAUACAUCUGUUCAGACUGUGAAUGAAAACUUGAAUGACAGUGGCAUCCAGUCUCUGAAGGCUGAGAGUGAUGACACAGACGAGUGCUUUAUGGUUCAUUCCGACGAUGGAAAGGACAAAACCCAAGAUGCCCAGCUAAGGUUCUGCUCCUCCGAUGACAGUGAAAGUAACUCUGAAAGUGCGGAGAAUGGUUGGGACAGUGGCUCCAACUUCUCAGAAGAAACCAAACCACAUCACGUCCCAAAGUAUAUUUUAGUGGAUAAUAGGGAAGACAUAUUGGAAGUUACCGAAAUAAAAACUGAAGGUGACAAAUUCAUCUCUUGUGAAAACGGGUGCGAUUCUGAAACAGAGAGGAGGGCCCCACAGCACGCUCACACAGAACUGUCAGAGGGCAAAGCCCAGGCCUCGUUCCCCGGGGCCGAGGAAGAUGAUAACCAGUGCCUGGCGGUGGUGACGGAGGAGUCUGUCGACCUGGAGAAGGCGAAGGGGAACCUGAGUUUGCUGGAGCAGGCGAUCGCUCUGCAGGCUGAGCGAGGGUGUGUUUUUCGUAACACCUACAAAGAGCUGGACAGGUUUCUCCUGGAGCACCUCGCCGGGGAAAGGAGACAAACCAAAGUUAUCGACAUGGGUGGAAGACAAAUCUUUAACAAUAAACAUUCGCCGAGGCCUGAGAAGAGGGAGACCAAGUGCCCCAUCCCCGGCUGCGACGGCACAGGACAUGUGACAGGGCUCUACCCCCACCACCGCAGCCUUUCGGGGUGCCCCCACAAAGUGCGGGUCCCCCUCGAAAUUCUUGCCAUGCAUGAAAAUGUGCUCAAGUGCCCCACCCCGGGAUGCACAGGACGAGGGCACGUGAACAGCAACCGAAACACCCACAGGAGCCUUUCGGGUUGUCCAAUUGCUGCAGCUGAAAAAUUGGCAAUGUCCCAGGACAAAAAUCAGUUUGAUUCUCCCCAAACGGGGCAGUGUUCUGACCAGGUUCACAGGACAAGCCUGGUGAAACAAAUAGAAUUCAACUUCCGAUCACAAGCCAUCGCCUCUCCCAGAGCCACGGUGUCAAAAGAACAAGAGAAAUUUGGGAAAGUGCCAUUUGAUUACGCCAGCUUCGAUGCACAGGUUUUCGGUAAACGGCCCCUCAUGCAAGCAGGUCAAGGCCAAAAAACACCACCGUUUCCUGAAUCGAAGCAUUUUUCGAAUCCAGGGAAAUGUCCUAAUCGCCUGCCUAGUGCAGGCGCCCACACACAGAGCCCGAGCCGUGCCAGCUCCUACAGCUACGGUCAGUGCAGCGAAGACACCCACCUAGCAGCAGCUGCUGCCAUCCUGAACCUCUCCACCCGCUGCAGGGAGGCUGCCGGCAUCCUCUCCAGCAGACCGCAGAGCCUGCAUGCCAAGGGAGCCGAGGUGGAAGUAGAUGAAAAUGGCACGUUGGACUUAAGCAUGAAAAAGCAUCGCGCCCCGGACAGAGCCGCGGCCCCGACGCCCUCCCACGCCUCGAUGCCAGCGCCUUCCUCUUCCCCGUGCAAGGCCGGCAGCGUUUUGGUGAACGCGGCCUUCUACCGGGCCCUCUGCGACCGGGAGGGCUGGGACGCGCCCGUCAACUACAGCAGAGCUCCCGGGAAGGCGGAGGAGGGGCGACAGAAAGACCCCAUGAACUCUCUAGAAAAUUUAGAGGAAAAAAAGUUUCCUGGAGAGGCCUCCUUGCCAAGCCCUAAGCCCAAGCUUCACACGAGAGACCUCAAAAAAGAGCUAAUCACCUGUCCGACGCCAGGAUGUGAUGGAAGUGGCCACGUCACGGGAAACUACGCGUCCCACCGCAGUGUUUCCGGAUGUCCCUUAGCAGAUAAGACUCUGAAGUCCCUCAUGGCUGCUAACUCUCAGGAGCUCAAGUGUCCAACCCCAGGUUGUGAUGGUUCAGGGCACGUGACCGGAAACUAUGCCUCCCACAGAAGUUUGUCCGGCUGCCCUCGUGCUAGGAAAGGUGGUGUCAAAAUGACCACGACGAAGGAAGAAAAGGAAGACCCCGAGCUCAAAUGUCCUGUGAUAGGGUGUGACGGCCAAGGUCACAUAUCAGGUAAAUACACGUCCCAUCGCACAGCUUCCGGCUGUCCCCUGGCUGCCAAGAGACAGAAGGAGAAUCCUCUCCACGGGGGCCCCCUCUCCUGGAAACUGAACAAACAAGAGCUGCCACACUGCCCGCUGCCCGGCUGCAAUGGGCUGGGCCACGUCAAUAACGUUUUUGUCACCCACAGAAGCUUAUCGGGGUGCCCUUUAAACGCACAAGCUAUCAAGAAGGGCAAGGUCUCGGAAGAACUGAUGACCAUCAAGCUCAAGGCCACUGGAGGUAUAGAAAGUGACGACGAAAUCAGGCAUUUGGAUGAAGAGAUAAAGGAGCUGAACGAAUCCAACCUUAAGAUCGAAGCGGAUAUGAUGAAGCUUCAGACGCAGAUCACGUCUAUGGAGAGCAACCUGAAGACGAUAGAGGCGGAAAACAAACUCAUAGAGCAGAACAAUGAGAGCCUGCUGAAGGAGCUGGCGGGCCUCAGCCAAGCCCUCAUCUCGAGCCUCGCCGACAUCCAGCUCCCACAGAUGGGGCCCAUCAGUGAGCAGAACUUUGAAGCCUAUGUAAAUACACUCACAGACAUGUACAGCAACCUGGAGCGGGACUAUUCCCCGGAAUGCAAAGCUCUGCUGGAAAGUAUCAAACAGGCGGUGAAGGGCAUCCACGUGUAG